AAAGGUGUGGAGAGCCCUCAGUCAUGAUCAGCACUGAGUCCUGAGAUGCUGUGAAUCUGAAUCAGCUGUCAGCUUGCAGCACAUGUCUGAGUGUACAGGGACACAGCACUGCUGUAAAAUCCAUGUGUUAGAUGAUGUAUCGUCCAGUGAUGGUGGGUUGUUGUUAAACUGUGUGGGGCUGUGGUUCUGGUCUGGACCACUGCUGCUCCUAAACAGUUAAUGAUCAGUCGCUGGAUGACGAUUUGUGUUGCUGUUGGCUCCGACUGAAUCCUCCUCACACGUGAGCGCGCGGCGGAAGACGGAGCAGCCUCCCUCUCGGCCUUCAGGAGGGGCUGAAGGUGACUCUCCUCUCAGCUGGGAUGCACUGGGAGCUCCUGGGGGUCCGCCCGACCCACUACACGGUCCUGCUCCAGGAUUGACGAGACAGUCCUGCUUUUAUGAAGUCGUUGUAACGCCACGGCUUCCAAACGGAUUAUUUUGUGUUUUUCACUAAAGGACAUCAUCUUUCCCUCUAUCUACGUCUGGCUUCUGAUCCGGUGUUGAGUUUGCAUGCAUGUGUUCUGCACCGUACGGGCGGAAGAAGCGCCCCAGAUCUGCAGGGAUCAUCUUCCCUGUCAGUAAAGUGGCGCAGACGGAGCCGGAGCGCAGGGAGAGCGCGGAGGGCGUCGUGGACGGUAGCAGGAUGACUGUGCAGGAAUUCAACAACCUUGUAGCCCUGUACAGGGAGCAGGUCAUAUCGGUGGGAGAGAUCUCAGUAGACUGCCCUUCUCUGCGGGCUCAGAUGCACCACACACGGACCAAAGGAUGCUCCAUGGCCCGGGCUGCACACCAGGACCUGGCCGUCAUCGCUGUUUCAGGUCCAGAGGACGGAGAGAUCCACCCUGAGAUCUGUCGGCUCUUCAUCCAGCUGCAGUGCUGCCUGGAGAUGUUCGUAACAGAGAUGCUGAAGUCCAUGUGCCUGCUGGGGGUGCUGCAGCUGCACAGAAAAAGAACGGACUCGGAGCCAAAGUUGGACUUUAGGAUUGAUGAAAGCUCUGACGUCCCCAUCCUAGAAGAGCGGUCCUCCUCGCCCAUCGACUUCCUGCAGGAGCAGUGGCUGGUUGGAACUGAUAUUGAUAAUAUAGAGAGCUGGUUGGUUCUUCUGCUUCACCUCCUCAGCUGCAUUUCUGCUGGGCUGGCCUGUUUCUGUGACCGGUACCCCUGGGGAUCUUGGUCUUCCUGCACCAGGACCUGCAACUAUGGAGUUCAGCACAGACAACGGACGUUUCAGCGUGAUGAAUAUUACUGGAGAAGCAGCUGCAGUCAGCUGUGUGAAAAAUAUGACAGGAGAGCUUGCAAUGAGCAGGCCUGUCCGAUAAACUGCCGCCUCACAGAGUUUGGAGCUUGGUCUGACUGCUCGCCCUGCGCCAAGAAACAGUUUCGGACACGGUCCGUUGUGAGGCCGUCCCAGUUUGGUGGAUCGGCCUGCAGCGAGGAUCUGUCAGAGGAGAGGCCUUGUUUCCCCUCCAAAGAGUGCAAGCUAGCACCCAUAGACUGCAGAGAUGACUUCAAGUGUGAUAAUGGUCGCUGCAUCAACUCCACACUGACAUGCAACAGACAGAACGACUGUGUAGAUAACUCUGAUGAGAGAGAUUGUGUCGACUACAAAAUCGUGUGUCCUGUAGAGAAGAGAGUGGCCCCUGGGGCGGACCUCGUGGGGAACGGGUUUGAUGCGAUUGGCGAGGAGUCGAGAGGAGCAGUGCUGGACAACAUGUUUAUGGGGGGGUCUUGCAACAUCAGGAGGCCUCCCAGCACGCUGCUCUACCACCGAGUCCCUUACAACUUUGAGAGCCUGAACAUCAAGGCUGCAGUUAUAGAGGACUUCAGCAUCGAGCCCAAGGCCGUCACCUCUGAGCCGAUCGAUUUCAAGACCUCAUCUUCAUCAGCACACUCCUCUGAUAAUGAUCAAGGCCUGCUAUUCGUCAUCUUUUACAUUAGCACGGGGUCUUCGUCACGCUCUAGCUCCAAGAGAGAUGUUUUUGAAGCUUCAAAGAAAAAGGACUCCAGAUUUAUCAGAGUGAGCCAGGUCCUGCCCAUAUCCACGUUUAAACUGAAGGACCCAGAGGACCUCGUCCUGUCACAGCCUUUCCUCCAGUUCCUCCACGCUCUCCCUCUAGAGUACAACUAUGCCCUCUACAGGGAGAUCUUCCAGCGCUUUGGGACACACUACUACAGCUCCGGGGUCCUAGGAGGCCACUAUGACCUGUGGUACCAGUACAGUCGAGAGGAGCUCAAGAGUUCAGGUGAAACAGAAGAGCAUGUCACUGGCUGCCUGAGCCGAGAGGUGGGUUGGACAAUCAUCCUCUACUCUCAGUACAGCAGCUCAAACCGAUGCAGGGACAACAGGAUGACCCAGAAAUAUGAAGGCUCGUACGUUAAGUCAGCAGAGAAGUCUUUCUCCAUGGUGAAAGGAGGAAGAACCAGAGAGGCAGCAGCUCUGGCCUGGGAGAGGCAGGGACCGGCUCCGGACAAAACAUCCUACAAGAACUGGGCCAAAUCUGUGCUUGAGAACCCGGCUGUGGUUGAAUACAAGCUGCUUCCCAUCGUAGACCUGGUUCGGGGGAUCCCAUGUGCGGUGACAAAGAGGAGGCACCUGAGGAAGGCUCUGCUGCAGUACCUGGAGGAGUUUGACGCUUGCAAGUGUGCUCCCUGUCCGAACAACGCCAGGCCAGUUCUCGCCGGCACAGAGUGUAACUGUAUUUGUCAAACCGGCACGUUUGGAGAAAACUGUGAGACAAGAGCUCCGGACUUUAAUUCAGAGGGAGUGGACGGCUACUGGAGCUGCUGGGGUGCAUGGAGUAGCUGUGGAGGUAUAAUGAGGAGACACCGAACGAGGAGGUGUGACAACCCCGCCCCCCUGAGAGGAGGAAAACCCUGCCCAGGUCCAGACAGACAGGAGGAGCCGUGUCACAUCUCUAUCUUUGAAAAACAGGAGACCUGUGAUAACGAUGAUGACUUCACCGUGGGCUGGAGGGACGAGCUGCCUCCGGGUGAGCAGGGCUGUCUGAGACCACAGAGGCCGGCCAACAGCUUCCUCAGGAAAGCAAAGCAGUACUAUGCAUUUGGUGAGGACGAGGAGUUCCAGUGCUUCACUGGGUUUCAGUUGGACGGUUUUCAGUACAUCAACUGUCUCCCUGAUGGGACGUGGAGUCAACCAAAAGGAACCUGCAUCAGGAGACUGUGCCUUCCUCCUGAGAUCCCUGAUGGCAUGACGCUGUUCCCCACCAAAGACGAGUACAGAGUGGGGGAAUCAGUGGGUCUGAACUGUAAUGACCCGAGCCUGCUACCUGUACCAUCAGGCUUCUACAAGUGCAGCAGCACUCUCACUUGGGUUCCCUCUCUACCCGCAGACCUCCGCUGCACUGAUGAGGAGCCGUUUGUCCCUGAUGGUCAGUGUGGUCCAGGAGAGAAACGACAAAACUCUCAAUGUGUCUGCAUCCAACGGGAGAGCUGCCUUGCACAUCCAGAGAAUCUCUGUGUAUUUAACCUGGACGUGGACGUCAUCGUGCCAAUGUCCCUCUGCUCCUUCCACGCUGGUGGAUGCCACGGAGAUCCCCUGUUCUUCGUCAGUGACGGCUCGUGUGACGAAGUGGACCCAGCUAAACUGGAGUGGGCUAAGUUCAGAGCCAAAAUGGCCGCCAAGAGCUCUGUUAAGGAGCCCUGCGAUAUAGACACCUGUUAUGAGUGGGAGACCUGCUCAGCAUCCAAGAAGUGUGAGUGUAAGGCAGCGCGUGACUGCCUCAGGAGUGAGGAGCACAUGUUCUGUGUGAAGCUGACCCGGACCCAGAGGACACGCAGCAUGGACCUCUGCUCGAUGGCUGCCUUAAAAUGCACAAGUUAUCAGUUUGAGAUUGAAAAUGAAGGCCCGUGUGUGUCUGGAUGAUCCUACUAAAGCUCCUCAAUGCCGUCACACUCAACAUCUUAUUUAUUCUGCAAAACCUGAAAGUAAUCACUCUUUUUAAAUGCAGAUGAUUGACACUUCUCACUUCUUUACUAUGAAAUUACAGCUUUUAAGCACUCCUAUCUGUACCAAUUUCCACAAGCAGACCAUUACUGACAUAAAGGAAGAUUUGACAUAAAAUAAAAGCUGUCCAUUUCAAUACAAGAGAGAUGAGCAAAGAGUUUGAAAUAAUUGUGAGCCAUGAUGCAAUAUACACCGCCAGCCAGCAGAUGGCAGCAAAGAUCUAUAUUCCUUUAAUUGAGACGUGACGAGCGAGGCAUGCAGUAAAUCCAAGCUGCAACCUCCAGUUUUUAAAAAUGAAGCCAAUGCAAGAGUGCUAAAAAAUGCAGUUCCUUCAGUGUCCACUUUCAUUCAUAUUCAAUUUCUGUCAUUUUGAUAAUGUAUGGAUUACUCACACACAUUAAAUAUUGAAAAAAUAUGUCACAGUG
Molecule: messenger RNA, 4428 nt
Organism: Notolabrus celidotus (New Zealand spotty)
Lineage: Eukaryota; Metazoa; Chordata; Actinopteri; Labriformes; Labridae
Gene: c6.2
Product: complement component 6
Exons: 21
Coding region: 554-3922 (1122 amino acids)
Biological process (GO): immune response
Cellular component (GO): membrane attack complex
Molecular function (GO): protein binding
Source: RefSeq, a predicted model, not a curated record